Messenger RNA from Spirometra erinaceieuropaei, 810 nucleotides. The record is from the annotation of a GenBank genome assembly. Lineage: Eukaryota; Metazoa; Platyhelminthes; Cestoda; Diphyllobothriidea; Diphyllobothriidae.
AUGAGUGCUGCGGAUUGGUCAGCCCCCAUCGCGAACGGCAGGCCAGAUCGGCCACCCCUCAAGUUGCCCGAAUUUUGGCCUCAGAAUGUUCCGACCUGGUUUGCGGCAGUAGAAGCACUCUUCGCCUCCGAUGGGGUCACCUCCCAGUGGGCUAAAUUCUCACAUCUUGUGUUCGCUCUGCCCUCUGACCUUUCCAAUGAUUUGUGCGGUCACCUGCUUAACUCCAAUUCAUCCGCACCAUACGAUCGUUUGAAGAAUGCGGUUCUGAAAAUAACUUACUAUAAUACACCACCAAAAAUCGUUCACACGAACGCAAACAACAAAGUGCCCUCUGAGGUGCUGAGGCAGCCACGGAAUUCCGGCUCCGCCAGUAACCCCAAUCAGUCGGUAUUAAAGCAGCACUCUGGGCAACCGACUCCUCAUCGAAUGCUGAAAGCACUUGUGCCGAGGCAAAAUGGGGUGCCACACAGAGGACGCGAUUAUCUGGGCGAUCUGACGACGGAGAUCAAUAAAGCAGGCGUUCCAGCGCUGACGAGAACACUGUCGCCGGAAUCGGUGCCAGGCCUUCGGCAGAUUCAAUCAGACAUCCUCAGACUCCAGGCGCAGGUGGCUACGAUCUCGACUCGCCGAUCGAGAACUCGAGGUCGUAGCCUUCCGCGGUGUCAUCAGCGGUCCGGCAGUCGUCGGGAGGAACCGAGGAGGCAAGAGUGGUGUUGGUACCAUCGAUCUUUUGGUGUCAACGCUAGAAUGUGCACCAGCCCAUGCCAGUUUAAUGUGGAACGUACGAAAAUGGCCGCCAUUUCUCCCUAG